Messenger RNA from Chanos chanos (milkfish), 1118 nucleotides. It is a transcript of the gene nsmce1, whose product is annotated as NSE1 component of SMC5/6 complex. Gene Ontology annotation, molecular function: ubiquitin-protein transferase activity. The transcript is spliced from 8 exons. Bases 92 to 907 code for a protein of 271 amino acids. Lineage: Eukaryota; Metazoa; Chordata; Actinopteri; Gonorynchiformes; Chanidae. Gene Ontology annotation, biological process: double-strand break repair via homologous recombination. The record is from RefSeq and is a predicted model, not a curated record. Gene Ontology annotation, cellular component: nucleus; Smc5-Smc6 complex.
AAACAAAGUCUUUUCCGGUUUCUGAGUUUUUAGCGCUAAUUACUUUACAGGCAUCUGAGCACUGGGAAAGCAGUGAAACAGCCUAAGUAAUAUGAAUCGGUCAAUGGGAGACAGCCACAGACGGUUCCUACAAACCAUGAUGAGUAACGGUAUAAUUGACAAUAUCCAGGCCAGGGCGCUUCACCAGCACUGUUGUGAGGUCCAUAGCGGACACUAUAUUCCUGACAAAUUAGACGAAUUCAUUGACGUCAUCAACGCUCAACUUCAGCCCAUGUUUAUGAACAUCAGAAAAGCCAUGUCGGAGGAAGAUGGCCUUCAGUAUUAUGCCUUGGUAAACUUGACUGAAACAGACAUUACAAGAAUGUCAUCUGAUUAUGCUGACAACGAGUUGGAAUUGUUCAGGAAAGCGAUGGAUCUGAUUGUGGACUCUGAAAACGGUACUGCGUCUUCCACUGAUAUUCUGAACUGCGCUGAUACCCUGCAGACCAAGAAACUGAGGAAAAAGGAAGCAGAGCUUGUCUUGAAUAAAUUUGUCCAGGACAAGUGGUUGAAUGAGAAACAUGGUGAAUAUACCCUAAGCACCCGCUGUAUCACAGAAAUGGACCAGUACAUACGCACAAUGUACAGAGAUCUGGUUAAAAUCUGUCACGUAUGUCACAACAUUGCCCUGCAGAGCCAAAUGUGUGAGAAUCCAGGCUGCGGCAUUAAGAUGCACCUUCCGUGUGUGGCUCGAUAUUUUAAGGGACGCAGCGACCCGCAUUGCCCGGCUUGCUCAGACUUUUGGCCCCACGAGAUCCCAGAGUUUCACCGACGUCAGUCCCAAGCCUCACAGAGCCAGUUUUCGUCAGCGAAGGAGAACACUGCUCCUGCACCAUCCACUUCCUCUUCGCGCAGAUCCAGACGAUAGUCCUGUUUGGAGGUUUUUCACGCUUGUUGCCAAAUGCGUCUCUUUCUGUUGGAGUUUCUUCCGGAUAUCCCAUAACAGUAAAGCUUGUUGUUUACAUGUGGUUUGUUUUGAAAGAAGGUUAUGAAUUAAAUACAUGUGUAUAAAUUGGAUAAAAUGUUUUUUUUUUAUUCUGUUCUUGCCCUGACUGCCCAUUGCAAUCUUGCCAAAGUUU